Messenger RNA from Orycteropus afer afer, 2262 nucleotides. It is a transcript of the gene THAP4, whose product is annotated as THAP domain containing 4. The record is from RefSeq and is a predicted model, not a curated record. The transcript has 6 exons. Bases 1 to 2262 code for a protein of 753 amino acids. Lineage: Eukaryota; Metazoa; Chordata; Mammalia; Tubulidentata; Orycteropodidae.
AUGGGCACCUGCAGCAGACAAAGCAGGGACCCCAAGGGGAGAGAGUGCGGCGCGCCCCGGGCCAGAGCAGAGGGCCCGUCCAAAGCGUUCAAGCUACCGGGCCAAGCCCGGCUAUGCAACCGACUGCAGCCUCCGAAACACCUCGGCAACAAACAAGGCCGUGCCUCCCUGGAGUGCAAGCGGGACAGCGACCUCUCCCGGCACGGCACACCCACGGCUUGCAGCGGAGCCCAGAAAGCCCGACACGCUCUCGCCGUUCCCCGGCACCCAGAAAACGCGGCCUGGCUAACUUCGUGGCUGCGGGGGUCAGAGCCACGCUGCGCCUCGCCUCCGACUCACCCGCGGGACCGCACGCUCCACAUCCACAACCACAUCCACAUCCACAUCACACCGCGCGGUGUGAGGACAGACGCCAAGGCUCGCACUUCCCCGCCCGGGGAGCCUACGGUCCUCCGCUCCGCCGGUCCCAGCCCGGGCGGCGCCGCCUCCGCCGCUCCUGCCGCCCACAAUGCCGCGGUCGCUCCGUGUUCCAGGGCCUGUCAGCCCGGCCUGUCCCCUCGCGAGCACCCCGCUUCCAACUCCACAAGGACCCCCGGCACGCGCGACUCCAGCAGGACAGCGUUUCCCCUGAAAGACUCAAAGCGGCUGCUCCAGUGGUUAAAGGCCGUUCAGAGGGACAACUGGACCCCAACCAAGUACUCCUUUCUCUGCAGUGAGCACUUCACCAAAGACAGCUUCUCCCGAAGGCUGGAGGACCAGCAUCGGCUCCUCAAGCCCACCGCUGUGCCCUCCAUCUUCCACCUGGCCGAGAAGAGGGGGCCUGGAGGCCAUGGCAGCGCCCGUAGGAAAGAGCGCACCAAGGCCCCGGGGGCCGUGAGAGGGCGCCCAGGCGGGGCCGACAGCCAGGGGGCCUUGCCGGCCUCACCGUCCUCUCACACAAGCCUGUCGGCCAAGCUGGAGCCCAAGAAGCCGAAGCAGGUGGCCGGGCGGGGUGCAGCCACAUCCGGAGCUGACCAUGAAACCCUUGGUCCAGCCCAGGUGCAGCCAUCUCGAGCGAGAACGUCAGAAGACAGUGCCGCCUCCACAAAGGCGGGCAGCCAAAGGGAAGCAGAAGCAGUGUCCGUGGACGCUGGCGACGAGAGCUCAGGCUCUGCCGAUGGCGUCACAGAGAAGAGCUGCAUCUCCGUGGACGACUUCAGUCCCCCAGCGUCCGGGGCGCGCAGGUUCAUCGGCUCGCUCCACUCCUACAGCUUCUCCUCCAGGCACACUCGAGAGAGGCCACCUGCUGCGAGAGAGCAGGUCGAGCGGAAGAGGCCGAAGAGGGACGCGGAGCCAAGCGGCAGCAGCCCGGGGCCUGACAAGGGCUCGGCCCACAGCCUCCCAAGCUCGUCACUCACAGCCACACCCCAGAAGCCCUCCCAGAGCCCCUCCGCCUCCCCAGCAGACGUCACCCCGCAGCCAGCUGCAGAGGCCGUGCAGAGCGAGCAGGUCGACGCCAGUCCCAUGUCCAUUAACGAGGUCAUCCUGUCAGCCUCGGGGGCCUGCAGGCUCAUCGACUCGCUGCACUCCUACUGCUUCUCAUCACGGCAGAAUAAGAGCCAGGUGUGCUGCCUACGGGAGCAGGUGGAGAAGAAGAAUGGGGAGCUGAAGAGCUUGCGGCAGAGGGUCAGCCGCUCCGACAGCCAGGUGCGGAAGCUGCGGGAGAAGCUGGACGAGCUGCAGAGGGCGAUGGCCCCCAACCUCAACGGCCUGCUGCCCCCCAGCUGCGAGCCCCCCACCAUGAACCCAAUGGUGGAGCCACUGUCCUGGAUGCUGGGCACCUGGCUGUCGGACCCACCCGGAGCCGGCACCUUCCCAACGCUGCACCCCUUCCAGUACCUGGAGGAGGCACACAUCUCCCACGUGGGCCAGCCUGUGCUCAACUUCUCAUUCAACGCCUUCCACCCGGACACCCGGAAACCAAUGCACCGAGAGUGUGGCUUCAUCCGCCUCCAGCCCGACACCAACAAGGUAGCCUUCAUCAGUGCCCAGAACACAGGCAUCGUGGAAGUGGAAGAGGGCGAGGUGAACGGGCAGGAGCUGUGCAUUGCCUCCCACUCCAUUGCCAGAAUCUCCUUUGCCAAGGAGCCACACGUGGAGCAGAUUACUCGAAAGUUCCGGCUGAAUUCUGAAGGCAAACUCGAGCAGACGGUCUCCAUGGCAACCAGUACCCAGCCCAUGACCCAGCAUCUGCACAUCACCUACAAGAAGGUGACGCCAUGA